Drosophila kikkawai is the source of this 1291-nucleotide messenger RNA. RefSeq names its product peptidoglycan DL-endopeptidase CwlO. The record is from RefSeq and is a predicted model, not a curated record. NCBI's taxonomy places the organism in Eukaryota, Metazoa, Arthropoda, Insecta, Diptera, Drosophilidae.
UUAGGCUAUCAGUCGACCGACAAUGCAUUUGACCAAGCCAACACUGCUCCUGCUCGCCCUGACCAUCAGCGCCGGCUGUGUGUCGUCCACGCCGCAUCCGGGUCUGCUGGAGGGGCUCUGGGAUGAGCUCGGAAAGACCGGCCAGACCAUCGUCAGUGGCCUCGUUGAGGCCACAAAGAAUGGAUCGGCUAUUGCGGAGGACCUCGCUGGCAGCCUGAAGAACUCCACCAGUAAGUUUGUCGAGCAGACCGCCCAGUUUGCUGACCAGAUAGCCAGUGCCCUGCACGCCGCCGUGUCGCAGGCUCUGCAGGACUUCUCCGCCGCACUGCGGGCUAAUAUUGCGGAUCUGAAGGAUGCCAUCGCCCGGGUCUCCAGUCGAGUUAAGCGUCAGGCCCUGCAAGAUGCCCUCGCCGGACUGCAGGGUAUCAAUGCUUCCGUUAGCGAUCUGGAGAUUGCCCUGCAGAACAUCACCGAUCAGCUGGAGCAGAAGAAGGAACAAUAUGGCGCCGAGAUCCAGCAGACGUGGAACAACUGGGGCGCUGCUCAAUUGGAGCGCGUCGACCAGGAGACCAAUGGCGUAGGCGUCGAGGAGGCCCAAGAGAUUCUGGACGAGCUAGAGAACCGGUAUGCCGGCUAUCUGCACAGCUGCCUGGAGGAGCAGCAGGUGCGCCUGGCCACGUACGAGCAGGAGGUCCACACGACCGUUGCCCGUUACCAGAAUGCCACCAACGAUCUGAUCGCCCAAAUCGAAAUCUGCCAGCAGUCCAACUCCGGACCCAUCUCCUGUCGCAUCGCCAUCAAGAAGGCCCUGAAGGCAAUCCAGUCGGCACCCAGGGAUCUGCUAAACCUGAGGCUCAAGGGGCUUAAACUGCUGGCCGUUAACCUCGACGCAGCCGGAUGUGUGGGACAAACUCUGGCGGAGCACGCCCUGGAGCGUCCAAGCGUGGAGCGCCAGUUGGAUGAAAUCAUUAAGCGGUACCAGGAGCAGGGUGCUUCCAGCUCAUCCGAGAAUGAGGACGACUCGGGCUCAGAUGAGGGGUCAGCUGGUGGUUCGAGCUCUGAGGAGGAAGCGAGCUCUGAGUCCAAGGAGAGCUCAGAGGAGGCGGCCAGUUCUGAGUCCAACGAGAGCUCUGAGGAGGCAAGCUCCAACGAGAACUCUGAGGAGGAGGCCAGCAGUAGUACUUAAUCAGACAAUCACAUAAUCAUAAAACGUUAAUCAAGGUGUGGGGUAUAAGCAGCAAAAUAAAAACUUUUUUCAAUGCAACAAAUUAAAAAAAAUGUCUAAAUAUAA